UGGAUGGUCCGGUAUUUUCAUUCGUGGUAUUCGGUUUCCAGCAGGACAUGUGUUGUUUUAUUUAAUGAAGUUUUUCCUUCAUUCAAUCAAAGGUCUGUUAUACAAUGCAUUAACAAAGGAGUAUUGUGGAAUACAUGGGAACCUGUCAGAGAGACUUUUACUUUCAUCUUGAAGAAUACAUCAUAGGAAAUGAAUAAAGUGUAAUUCUGGAUGCCCUCUUGCAUCAUCGACUGUUUAUCGAUACCAGUGCACAGAAGGGCAACACCGUCGGCUAAAGAACAGCUUCACCAAUGAGUCGUCAAUCUUUGUCACGUAAAGCAUCGGUUAGCCGGAAGCUGUCGUCUGACAAGAGGGACCAAAAGAGCAAAGACCAGACACAGACGAAAGGCGGAGCCACACACGAAGACUUUGUCGCUAGGGGCAUCUUCGGCGACGUACCCCUCACCGAUACAGAACGUCGCUUUCUCACAGGAGCUGAAACAGGCAACCUAGAGCAAAUUCAGCUGUGUAUCCGAGAAAAUGGUUCCCUGAACCUGAACUGUCGUGACUACCUUGGCCGCACAGCUCUUCAGUUGGCUGUUCUUGGUGAGCAUUAUGAAGCCAUACAGUUCCUUCUGGACAAAUGUAGCCUUGAUGUGGUUGAAGAAGGACUUCUCCAUGCAAUCAAAACUGAGAAUGUGAAAGUGUGCGACAUGUUUCUGGCACAUCCAAUCUACUCGGACAAGCGAGCUCGGAUGGAGUUGGAAUUUCAGCAUGGUUUCUAUGAUCAAGAAGAAAGUAGUUCCAGCUUCGCACCAGAUAUUACUCCUAUUGUGUUAGCUGCCCAGUGUAACAACUUUGACAUUGUACACAUGUUGAUUCAGAAAGGAUUUACCAUUCAAACACCCCACCAUUACUUCUGUCUCUGUACAGAGUGCACUAACCAUAAAACAUUUGACCGUUUUGUCCACUCCCGGUCACGACUGAAUGCCUACACUGGUCUAGGGAGCUCAGCCUACUUGUCUCUGUCUAGUGAUGACCCUAUAGGGACAGCCUUUGAACUCAGUCGGUCACUGCAGAUCCUGGCGGAGACGGAGAAGGAGUACAAGAACGAGUACAAGGCCCUGAGUGAACAAUGCAAGAGGUAUGCGGUGGAGCUUCUGGAUCUGUGUAGGUCUAACGAGGAAGUCAUGGCAGCCCUUCACGGGGGAUCUAAUGUGCGAGAUCUCUCAAGAAUAAAAAAGGCCAUCAAAUACGAACAGAAGAAGUUCAUUGCACACGCCAGUUCGCAGGAGCAUCUGAUGAGCAUGUGGUACACUGGCGUGCCGUGGUUCCAGCAUCAGCCGGUCAUGAUGAAGCUGUUCCUGGCACCGCUUGGAAUCAUGUUCAUACCUGUCACAGCCAUCGUCUACGUAUUCCUGCCCUACUCCAAGAUUGGUGAGGUAUUGCGGAGCCCUUUCAUGAAGUUCAUGAACUAUAUCUGUUCUUACACGGCGUUCCUCAUCCUGCUGUUCGUGGCCACCACACUUGAGUCUUCUGACCAUGUCGACUUGUUUGAAGGGACAAAGGGUACCGUCAACAGCCUCAUCAUGUUCUAUGUAUUAGGCAUGUUCUGGGCGGAGUGUAAACAGCUGUGGGAGGAAGGUGUGAGAGAAUACUUCUCCCAGAUCUGCAUGUUCUGGGCGGAGUGUAAACAGCUGUGGGAGGAAGGUGUGAGAGAAUACUUCUCCCAGAUCUGCAUGUUCUGGGCGGAGUGUAAACAGCUGUGGGAGGAAGGUGUGAGAGAAUACUUCUUCCAGAUCUGCAUGUUCUGGGCGGAGUGUAAACAGCUGUGGGAGGAAGGUGUGAGAGAAUACUUCUCCCAGAUAUGGAACUACAUGGACAUCAUGAUGUUGGCUCUGUACACGGCCUCGUAUGCGAUAGAGGGGGUUAUCUACACGAAGGCCAGAGACAUUCACACCACCGGUCUGAUAACAAGCGAGGAUGACAGUAUCCCAAACCCUCAGAUACUGUCCAAGGUCCUCUUUUCCGUUGCCAAUGUGCUGAGCUUCGCCAGAAUUGCCUAUAUCCUCCCGGCCAGCGAGACGUUUGGCCAGCUUCAGAUCUCAUAUGGCAGGAUGUUGCAGGAUGUGGGCAAGUUCAUCUUCAUCUACUUCACCGUCAUGAUCGCCUUCAUCUGUGGGCUAACCAGUCUCUACAGCUUAAGUCAGAACAAGCAUUUUUCAAAUUUGAUGCAGACCUCUGGCACCUUGUUCUGGGCAGCUUUCGGGAUGGGAAACUCUGAAGCCCCCCGGAUCAGCGAGGGGGGGUCACACAAAGUGGUGGAGAUGGUGGGGUUUAUCUUGUACGGAGUGUACAUACUGGGAGCUGUGGUGGUCCUCAUCAAUAUGCUCAUUGCCAUGAUGAGUAACACAUUUGAGGAAAUUCAGAUAGACGAAGAUAUGGAGUGGAAGUUUGCACGUGCAAAAUUGUGGAUAUCAUUUGUAGAAGAGGGCACGACUUUGCCUAUUCCCUUCAAUAUUAUUCCGACGCCCAAGUCCAUCCUCAGGUUUAUCCUCUACUUUAAGACCUGCACCAAGGGAAAAACACCAUUUGACAGUGAAGAAUCGGGGAAUGAUGACGAUGGAUUUGAGUUCGAUUAUAAGGCAAUAAUGCAUAAAGUGGUUCUGCGCUAUGUCCACAAGAUAAAGUUCGAAAAGAAAGGAGAAACACUCAAGGACGACAUAACUGAAGCCAAGGACGAGGUGUUAAACCAGUUAAAAGGCUUUUACAGUAAAAUAUCAACAAGAAUGGACGCAUUGGAGAAAACUAUCCAUGAAGUCAAACACUCCGUUGAGAUCAAAGCAGCGGAGCCGCCCUCAACCCAUCAGCCGCAACCACCGUCUCAUUCCAUCAACAGCCCUGCUACUGUACAUAAACAUGGAGGUGCUCGUGCUGACGUUACAUCUCCUAACGUUGUCAGAAAGAGUCCACAACUAGCAAGACCCGACUCAAGAUCCCGAGAAACACGUGUUGGGGUCCAGAUAAAAGCGGGUCCUCAAGGGCCUGGAAAUACUGUGAGCCACCCACAAGGACGACCAGAGCCCAGAGGACAUGGUGUCAACGAAUACAAUCAUCCCAGAGGUCGAGAGUCGAUGAGACAAAGUCCGAGUGCUUUGGGGAGUAGAAGGACACUAUCCCGAGAGAACAUGCCAGAGAACAAGAGAAACAGUGUGAUUAGAAGGACACCAUCUCUUGAGCGCAGGCCCAUGGAUCAAAGCCAAAACCAUACUGUACAACAGCGAACACCCGCCUUUGUUGAAAGACCUCAUGAAAGGAGGGGAGAUGCGAGAUCACCAUCUGAGGAGAGGCCGCCUAUCGACAGGCGUGUUAAUCAACAAUACGCGUACGAUAACUGGCCGCAAGUACAAACAUAUGAGCUGCGCACUGUACAAGGUCCUCAAGGAAGCUAUGCAUGCAGAGAAAGCUCUCUGGAGAGGCAUUUGCGGACGCAGUCCCUCAAUCGACCACCACGUCAAUACACAUCGCCCCAAGACCAUAUGGGUGUUAAGGAAGUCUGAACAGGACUAAAGUCUGGUAACCUUUAUGACCACAUGACGACCUGCAGGCCUUGGACACCUACUCACACGGUGCUGCGCUGGACCUCUGCCCCCUGAGGGUCAGCAUAUUCAUCCGUGAUGGCACGCUCACGGGGUAUUUUGCACCUCUUUGGAUGAUGUAUACUCCCGGGUGUUGGAUUGGGAACCAGAACAUCCUUGUGGUGUUUUGGGCGCCUACCCUGGAUUUGUUUUGAGAACGUUGGUGGUAUAACUUUCCUUGACAGCCCGAAUCCUGGUUGUGUCUUAAAGUACCCACUCUGUAGACGUGCAUUGGGAACCUACCUUGGCAGUGUACUAUGAACCUUCGGAAUUCGUAGGGCGUCUUGGUUUUGCUUUUGGCUCUCACCCUCGGUGUGCACUGGGAACAGUAUGAACAGUUCGUAGGACAUCUUUGCUGUGCUAGUUGGCUCCUACGCUGGCUGGUCAAGGGAGACUUUCCCAGCUAACACACAACGUUUUCGCAACGUUUGUGGGUAGGUUGUAGAUUGGUAACGUCAUGACAGAACGUUAGUAUUACGACAUUUUAUAACGUUAUGU
Haliotis rubra (blacklip abalone) is the source of this 4115-nucleotide messenger RNA. Its product is annotated as short transient receptor potential channel 3-like. The transcript is spliced from 15 exons. NCBI's taxonomy places the organism in Eukaryota, Metazoa, Mollusca, Gastropoda, Lepetellida, Haliotidae. Gene Ontology annotation, cellular component: cation channel complex; membrane. Gene Ontology annotation, molecular function: store-operated calcium channel activity; protein binding; inositol 1,4,5 trisphosphate binding. Gene Ontology annotation, biological process: manganese ion transport; calcium ion transmembrane transport; regulation of cytosolic calcium ion concentration. The record is from RefSeq and is a predicted model, not a curated record. The coding region runs from base 291 to 3539 and encodes 1082 amino acids.